UGACAAGUUACCGUAGCUACACGGAUCCAUAUAUUCCCGUAAACUCUCCAAGGUGAACUGUGCGGUAAAACCGGGAAGGCUUGGCAGCUGCUCGUGUCCAAGAUUUUUCCCAAGUGGCAGCCGCCGGAAGACCGGAAUCUCCCUGUUUGAGCACAGGUGCACUCUGAGGAUUUACCAGGGGCCGCUGGGGCUUAUUCUGAAGCAUGCAGGAGAACAACAUCGAGCAGCCCCCGUCACUGUCUCAGCUCCUCAGAGAGAACUACCUGGCAGAGGCCCGAGCCCAGCAGCGCCACAGCGAGAUGAGCCGCUCAGACGCUUCCUCCUCAAGCCUCCAGAUCUACGGGUCGCUGAAAGGCAAGGCGGAGGACUCUGGGGCUCACAAUGAUCCCACAUUCACAGACCUGUCAGCCUUCCUCAGCCAGGAGGAGCUGGAUAAGAGCGUGAACCUGGCCCGGCAGGCCAUCGGACAUGAGCCUCAAGAGGAGAAGGCAGAGGUCAGAGCCUUUGUCGCACCAUCAACCCAGUCCACAAGCCCCUCAGCCUCUUCCUCUGAACUCACAUCUGUUCCCCUGGCCAACCCCUCUCCUGCUCCUUCCGCCACCCCCUCCAUGGUGCCCUUCACCCAGCCGGCCCCUGAACUCAAAGAACUGCAACACACAACAUUCACACCAGACAGAAAGGUGCAUAAAGCGUCCGCACGGCAGGAAAACAUGUCCAGAAACGCAAGGGACCCCGGUGAGGGGUUCAACGACAUUGAAAGGUCGGCGAAGAACGCCCCGUACGGCAUGGAGAACCAGUCCAAGAAGGAGUUCCUCAACAAGGCAGCAGACUUCAUCGAGGAGCUCUCCUCUCUCUUCAAGGCCAACAGCUCCAAACGGGGACGACAGAGAGGGAGCAAACCCCACCGGAGCAGGAACCAGAACAAGAGCCAGGUGGAUGGGGAGGUGUAUCCCCUCGGCCCUGACAACAGAGAGCGCUCUCCCAUGCCCCUGGAGGUGGAGGCAGAGGUGGUGGUGGAGGAGGAGAGACCAAGCCCCGCUGUAAGCCACCAACCAGAGGCCCAGCUGGACUCUGAGAUUGGGCACGUGGAGUUUCAGGACAGCAGGAUUACUGAGGAGCAGCAGUGUGAUUCUGUUUCCCAGGAGGCACCAGAGGAGGCAGAAAGCUGCACCCCGACAGACACUCCGUACCCCGCGGAGUCUGCGUCUGAGCCUCCUUGUUUCAUCCAGAAACUGAAAAGCAGGGAGGUUGCAGAGGGCAGCAAGGUCCAGCUGGACUGCAUUGUUAGAGGACUCCCUGUGCCUGAAGUCAGAUGGUUCUGUGAGGGCAAGGAGCUGGAGAACUGCCCGGACAUCCAGAUCAUCACCGACGGAGAGCAUCACUCUCUGAUCAUCGCAGAGGCCUUCGAGGAAGAUACUGGGCGCUACUCCUGCUUCGCUUCUAACUUCUAUGGCACUGACUCCACGUCAGCCGAGAUCUACGUCGAAGGUACCUCCUCUUCGGAUUCUGAUGGGGAACAGCGAUUUGAACAUGUAGCACAGCAGCAGAAUAAAUCUUCUCCAUCAUCGAGCCAAGCUCUUUCUGCGGAAGAGGAAGACCCUCCAUCAUCUGACCCUGCAGCAGCCAUCGAGGAGCCAGCAGAGCAGAUCGUCUCUGCACAAACUAACCAAAUAAUCCCAGAACCUCUGCUACCAGUGAGGACACCAGCCACCAUACUUUCAGUCGUUGAGCCUUUGAAUGCAUCCGUAACACCGUCAGCACUCCCUGUUCAAGAGGAACCAACAUUGGAAGAGCCAAUAGUGUCACAGGUGCAGGUGUUUCCUACUUCAUCACCAGGCCAAACAGGACUUUCAGAAGCCCAGGAGGUGUCUGUUACAUCUCCUCCUCCUCCAGUGGAGACGGCUGCAGCAGAAGCUCUAUCACUGCUCCAGAACUCAGUGGUCUCCUCUGUGCUGUCCCCUCCAACACAAACACUCCAGCCUGAGAGUCAAACCUCUACCUACACCUACCCUCAAGUGUUGAACGGCCAACCUAUCAUGGCUGCCCCUGUAUUCACAAAGAGCCUGCAGGACCUCCUUGCGUCAGAAGGCCAGCUGGUGGUGCUAGAGUGCCGUGUGAAAGGGGUGCCGUCACCACGAGUGGACUGGUACAGAGAUGGGACAUUCAUAGAGGACUCUCCUGAACACAGGAUCCUGCAGAAAAAGCCCAGGUCUCCAGCUGAAUCAGAGGAUAUAUGCACUCUGGUCAUUGCUGAGGUCUUUCCUGAUGAUUCGGGGAUGUUUACUUGCACAGCAAGCAACAAUUAUGGAACCGUGUCCAGCGCUGCAGCACUGAGGGUCACAGGCAAUGCCAGCAACAGUAACCAUGUGAGGCCUUCCAGCAAUUCGAUGCUGGAGCCAAACCGAAGCCAAGAACCUUCCCCCGCCCCCACUGUAAACCUUCAACCAAAGGUUACUAUGACCACCAGCGUCAAGCCCCACUCCAGCACCAUCCGCCUGGACCCUCUCAUCUCCAGCAGCGUACGCCUGGACCCGUUGAGCACCAGCACCCUCCGUUUGGACCCCCUUGGAUCCAGCAUGCUGCGCCCAGACCCCUUCCGCUCCAGUCUCCCCAGCCUGGAGCCCUCCAGCCUCAUCAGCAGCUUCAGCUCUCGCAGCACCAGCGCCCCCAACUUAGAUCCUAUCAACCUCCAUCAGAACCAUCCUUCACCCAGUGGAGCAGGUGCAGAACCACAGAGCAGCAGACAGGUGCUCUCCUACCUGAAACCCUUCACUUCUCCAUUCUCUGUUGGGACGGUAGCAGAGCAGGAAGCGCCCACGCCUUCAGUGACACCACCCGACACCAGCGCCACAGUGAAGGUGACCCCUAACCAUCAGAAUGGGAGCCUCAUCGUGCUGCCCCUGCCCGACCCCCCUCCGAACUCCUGCCUGAAGACUCGAACGAAACCCAAACACUCCCGCUCCGGGUCUCGGCGCGUCCACUUCAGACUGCCGGAGGAGGAGGAGCAGAGUGACGCGUCCAGCAGUCAGUGUGAUGAAGACCCCAACAUGUCGCUCAACAGGGAACCUCCACCUGUGCGGGCUAAACCCAAACUGGACCCGGCCCAGCUGCGGAAUCUGCACAACCAGGUCCUCAUGGAGCAGCAGCAGGACCCUGAACCUCAAACACCCCCCCCACCCUCAGUCCCAACCUCUGUCCCAACCAAAGCCUCAGCCUCAGCCCCAGGCCCAACUUCAGCCACCAUCUCUGCCCCAGCCUCAGUCUCACCCCCUACCCCAGACUCUGUCCCAACCAAAGCCUCUCCCUCAGCCCCAGCCGCAACCACAACAUCAGUCUCAGCUUCAGUUCCUUCCCCAGCCUCAGUCUCCCCCACACUCCCAGCCUCAGUCUCUGCCCCAGUCUCUGCCCCAGCCUCAUCUCCCCCACACCCCCAGCCUCAGUCUCUGCCCCAGCACCAGCCCCAGUCUCUGCCCCAGCCUCAGUCUCCCCCACACCCCCAGCCUCUGCCCCAGUCUCUGCCCCAGUACCAGCCCCAGCCUCAGUCUCUGCCCCAGCACCAGCCCCAGUCUCCCCCACACCCCCAGCCUCAGUCUCUGCCCCAGCACCAGCCUCAGUCUCUGCCCCAGCACCAGCCUCAGUCUCUGCCCCAGCACCAGCCCCAGUCUCAGCCCCAGCACCAGCCCCAGCCCCAGCCUCAGUCUCACCCCCAGCCUCAGCUCAUGACCUCCUCCCUGGUGACCUCCCCUCCACCUGCCCCACAGCUGAAAAUAGCUCCACCCGUCAGCAUAGCUCAUGUAACCCAGAUGAACACCAUCCAUGCCUCCCACCUCAACCUGACCCCUGCAGCUCUCGCCAAAACUCCCCCUACACCGCAGUUUUUCUCUGCUUUCGCACCAAAGUUUAGCGCAGCCUUAACAGAUCUGUCCUCGGUCACUUCUCCUGCUCCCUUCCUGAGAAGCACCCAUGCCUCCCUCAUGAACCUCACCCCCACCUCCCACUCCUUCAGCUACGCCCGGCCUAAAGAGUUCAUAGCAGCCCAGAGCUUCUCCCCGGUCAGGAGUCCUUCCCCGACAGAAUCUCCGGUCCCUCUUCUCCAGGAACUGGCCGCUGAGCUCAACUCCUCCGCAGCCAGCUCCCCCACCCUCCCGCCUUUCUCCCCCCCAUCCAGGACCUUCACCACCAGGGUGCUCAAGUCUCCCACCAGCCCUCAGUCUCUCGUGUCCUCACCCACACCUCUGUCGCCACCCUACCUGAACAGCAUGUACGCCAUGCGAACCCAGUCGCCCCUCCAGGCCUCCUCUCCCACCUCCAGCAGCUCCACCUCCACCUCCAGCCCCAUUCAGAACCCUGUGGCGUUCCUGAGCUCCGUCCUGCCCUCCCUGACCCCGACUCAGCCCACCAACUCUAUGGGCCUGCCCAGGGGAGCUCCCAUAGGGCUAAAAAAGAGCAUGCAAAAGGCACGCAUCCCGUCAUAUGAAGACAUUCGGGAAAGCAGAGAGAAUAUCCUCCACGACAUUGAGAAAAAGCUUCGACUUAGAGACGAAACUCAACAUUUUGCACAUCAACAGAAGCUGAGUAAUGAGGGGAAAACAGCGAGCAGACCCCUUGGACCAAACAUUCCUGCUACUGUCUUUAACUAUGAUGAGGAGUACAAAGUGUCCAAUUUUGAGCAGAGACUAAUGAGCGAGAUUGAAUUCCGUUUGGAGCGGACGCCGGUGGAGGAAUCGGACGAUGAGGUGCAACACGAUGACGUCCCUACAGGGAGAUGCAUCGCGCCCAUAUUAGACAAAAAACUGAAGAACUACAGGGCCAUGGAGGGCGUGCCCGUCACUUUCUCAUGUAAAGUAGUGGGAAUCCCUUUUCCAAAGGUGUACUGGUUCAAGGAUGGCAAGCAGGUGUUGAGGAAGAACGUCCAUUACAAGAAAAUAAGGGAGAGGGACGGGACCUGUGCUCUUCACAUAGAGACCACCACCCAAGACGACGAUGGCAACUACACCAUCAUGGCAUCUAAUCCUCAGGGACGGAUCAGCUGCUCGGGUCAUUUGAUUGUCCAAUCGGGACCUCCCCGAAACCGAAUGACACCUAUUAGCUCUCAGAGGGUGCGAGCCCGCAUACAGGAAGUUGAGAGUGAGCAAACCCAGGAGCGCUUUUUCCAGCCUCACUUCCUCCAGGCUCCGGGGGACAUGCUGGCUCACGAGGGCAGACUGUGUAGGCUAGACUGUAAGGUGAGCGGCCUCCCUAACCCAGAGCUGAUGUGGUUGGUCAACGGGAGGCCAAUCUAUCCGGAUCUUCUGCACAAGAUGCUGGUGCGGGAGAAUGGCGUCCACUCUCUGGUCAUUGAUCCUCUGAUGCAGAACGAUGCUGGGACAUACACGUGCAUUGCAAGCAACAAAGCAGGGCAGAGCUCCUUUAGUCUGGAGCUAAAAGUUGUAGAGAAAGAGAUGAAGCACUCGCCCGAGUUCGUGGAGAAGCUGCAGAACAUGGGUAUUCCUGAAGGGACUCCAGUCAGGCUGGAGUGUCGGGUGGUGGGUAUGCCCCCUCCACUCAUCUUCUGGAAGAAAGACAAUGAGACCAUUCCUAGAACUAAGGACAGGAUCAGCAUGACACACGACGCAACAGGAUAUGUGUGUCUCCUCAUCCAGCCAACAACUAAAGAGGAUGCCGGCUGGUACACAGUAUCAGCAAAAAACGAGGCUGGAAUUUCCUCCUGCACCUGCAGGCUUGAUAUCUAUGCACAGUGGCAUCAGAGCAUCCCUGCACCCAUGAAAAAAGCUCCGCGCACAGGCAGCCGCUACGCAGCUCUGACGGGACAGGGGCUCGACAUCAAGUCAGCUUUCCCCACGUCGGACAACAACCCCUUCCUGUUCUCCAGCUCCCCUCGUGAGGCCAUGCUGGAGAGCGAGGAGCUGUGAACCUGCAGCAUGGUGAACCUCAGGGCACGUGCUGAGGCCUCCCUGAGUUUAAACCAGUAGAGCAGUUUGUCAUGUGCUUUGUGUGAUGCUUUUGAAGAAGAAGAUUGAACUUAUUGUCAUUACGUAGUACAGGUACUAUGUAACAAAACGGUUUCUCUGCAUUUGACCCAUCCUAGUGUUAGGAGCAGUGGGCUGCCAUUAUGUACGGUGCCCGGGGAGCAGUGUAGGGAACGGUGCCUUGCUCAGGGACACCUCGGUAGCACUUGGUCUUUCCGGGACUUGAACUGGUGACCUUCCAGUUGCCAAGCCAAGUCCCUAUGGACUUCGCCACCACCACCGCCCCAAGUGAUACACUCAUGAAAGAAUGGCAAAGAAAGAUUGUGUUAAAGCUAUCCGCACUGAUAGUGGGUUUGUCACCAUUCCUAUUUACUCAAGUCGAGUGUUUCGCAUACAGAAAAAAACAGUUUUGCAAAGUCUUAGCUCAUGAGCCAUCAGUGGAAUAGUGUUCUAUGGCGUUUGUUUUCUACAUCAUAUUAGCUAUAGUAGCAAGGCAGUUGUGUUAACAUCAGUUCUUAAAUGUCCUAUUGAAACACCCCUUAUUUUUUAUUGCGAAUAAGAUACCUGUACUGGUAGUAAUAGUUUAUUUUAAAAUGAAUACAAAAAAUAGGUUAGAGUAUAGCAAUGGACAUUUUAGUCAUUUAGUUUCUUUAAAUGGCUCCAGCAAGGUGGGAUUCUUUCUACAUAAACCUAAAUAAGUUGUUGACGUUCAUCACUAGUUGAUAUUUUUGCACCACUUUUCAUGUGCAUGCAUGCCAAUGGCUGAUGAAGAUGUCAUACUGUAUCCCUUAAAAACACUGUGUCUGCUCACGGUCAUAAUAAUACAAAUAUGGUGAUUUCAUUCUUCUUUUAUUGACAACGUUGUAUCUGCAUUUGUAUCUACAGUUCCAAAUGUAUUACCUGAGGAAUGAGACAUAGGAGACUUAAAAGCUAUUUGUUUUUUGAUCAAAUUGUUGGCUUUGCUUUAACUCCAACAUUUCAAAUGAAUCUUAGAGAAGUUAUAAUUGAACUUUGAUACAAAAAAAUGAAUUAAACAUGUUUGAAACAUUGAAGAAAAGUUGUAAAGCACAUACUCAACUGAUGUAAAGUUGCACAUUGUAAAAUAGUUUUGUCCUUCUCAGAAUAAAGUUAUAUUUA
Trematomus bernacchii (emerald rockcod) is the source of this 7106-nucleotide messenger RNA. RefSeq names its product myopalladin (gene mypn). The record is from RefSeq and is a predicted model, not a curated record. Lineage: Eukaryota; Metazoa; Chordata; Actinopteri; Perciformes; Nototheniidae.